Molecule: messenger RNA, 1944 nt
Organism: Haliotis rufescens (red abalone)
Lineage: Eukaryota; Metazoa; Mollusca; Gastropoda; Lepetellida; Haliotidae
Product: fibrinogen-like protein 1-like protein
Exons: 3
Coding region: 172-1185 (337 amino acids)
Source: RefSeq, a predicted model, not a curated record
GAGAGCAACGGUGGCAAAAGUGGUCAGACACAGUCUCAAAGAAUGGAUCCAUUCACACUGAUCGGACACAGCCAUACUGAUGAGAUGCACAUAUAUCGGUUGGACAUAACCAUAUUGAUUAAACACAACUGAUUUGAGGAACACAUUUACACUGAUUGGCCUGCAGUUGUGAUGUUGCUCGUCCUGUUGUUCCACUUGUCCCUGCUGGUCCUAGUGAGGGGUCAACAGAUUACCCAGCAGAAAUAUUUCGCGUGUUCUCAGAGAGAGUCAGUGAACACCACGUUGCUCGACGUCCCUGUCACCAGACGAAUGCAGUGUAUGGCAAAGUGCCUGGAACAUUCUCAGUGCAAAUCAGGGCACUUUUGCAAGGGAGAGGAUGAUACCAAUGUGUGUUCUCUGGGUUCUGAUUGGCCGCUUGGAGACUGUGAUGUUUUGCCAGCCAAUGAAAAGUGUUCGUCUUUUAAAAUCGUGAACCCGUGUGAAAAUGGUGGCACUCUGAAUCCUGACGGGUACAGCUGCGCCUGCGCUGCAUACCGGUGUGAUACAUUCUGUCAGAGAUACCGCUACGAUUGUACAGAAUUAGGAAAUCCUGGGUCUAACGCCAUAGAAAUUCAACCAAAGAACUACCACACACCUCUUCUUGUCGUCUGUCAGCAACAGCAAAACACCCUUGUUGGAUAUUUCCCUGGACAAAUAGCACCAGGUGAUCUAAACAAAACAUAUGAGCAAUACAAAGUCAACUUUGUGGUUGGUGUAAGCUCGUGGAUGGGGCUCGAGACAAUGCACGCCCUGACAAGACAAGGGGAGUACAGGCUGACGAUCAAACUGAACUUUUUCACCGGCUUAGAGGUUGUCUAUGAUGACUUUAACGUCAGUAGCGAGGCUGAAGGCUACUCUUUCAAUUAUAGUACCUUUCGAGAAGACCUGAGCAACUAUGCUGACGGGUUUGCCGCCAUUCCUUCUAUUGGGUCAGGGAGCCUUGUCGGCCUCCCCUUCAGCACUUUCGACAAGGAUCCGUAUGGGUGUGCGGCGCGCUACGGGGCAGGGUGGUGGUAUGACGCCAACUGCGGACCUGUGUUGGCGUAUGAUCCGGCAGUUAAAAGCGCGAGGUGGCCAGACACAUCUACUGCUGUCAGAAAUGCACCAACAUUUAUAUUCUCCUUUAAGUUGAUGCGAUAUUAUUGACUGUGGAAUUAGUACUUGUUUGGGGAAAGAAAUACAACAUCGUUAUAACUGUUCCAGAACAUUGAAUGCACAAAAUAAUAACAAUGAAACAACAAAGACCCCAUGAACGAAAUACCUUCUCGACAUCACAAACUUAACGAUGUUUCCUCCAUACUUCGGGUGAUUUCAUCCUAAGGCGUUCCCUCUGAGCGGCACAUCCUGCUCGCGGUCAUCCUUUCUAUACACAGGAUGUCGGAACACCAGACUACCUGAAUAUCUACAGGACGUUGAACAAUUUUUACACAAAGUUAUCAGACAUUAUAUUGUAUUUCUUAUUCAAUAGAUUCAGAGUUAGAAGAUAUCAGCUAUGACGGUAUAUUAUACAAUAAUUAUUAAUUAGAGAAUUCUUUCACAAACAUUAUUUCAUGACAUAUUUGUAACUUUGGUUAGGAUACAUUGAACCGCGACUGUGAGAAGCAGGUAGAUAAGGCCAUAUUUUGUUGAAACACAACUAUUUGAAGCACCAACCCAACGUUUUCAUAAAAAAACAACAUUUUCUUAAUAUUACAAACUAGAGGGUUUCUUAUGUUUGCAAUUGUCCAGUAAUGUCCAGGAGUGGGCCUCACACAUUGUGUCCGGGUGGGAAAUCGAAUGCGAGUCUACGGCACCAUAAACAACGCUUUAAGCACUGUGAUUCCUCGUCAUAUGUACACUAUUUUCAGGGUGAUGAGACAUAAUUGGUUUGGUCCGGAAAUUAAUCCAGCUUUAUUGGAUCUUUGA